AUGACCUCUAUGUUGCAGAGCUUCCACAAGGAGAAAUCUCUCCCAGUUUCUCAUAACACCACACAGGACCCACCACCACCAACAGCCGGAGCCGGAAUGCGCCGAAGGAUCUCCUCUAUGACAUUCCAGAUCCAACCGCCGACGAUGUCAGACACCACCGCGUGGGCGUUGCGCAGCUCCAAAUCGGUGUCUUCAAUGGGGGAAUCGGCGUCUACCUCCAUCAAGACCUGGUGGGCUCGUGGCUGGGGAUGGAUCCUUUCCAGAAAACCAGUAUUCGCACAGGAUCUGGAGAUGAAUCAAGAAGAAACCUCCGUUCUCGGUUGUCAUAACAAAGGUAGCUUGAGACACAUCCUCUACAAAUUCAGAUCCGAGAUCCGAAAGCUCGUCGGAUCUGAUCAAGCCGGACUUCCUCAGACCAUCCGUUCAAAUUCCUACAGUUCCGCCAUUUGA
This is a messenger RNA of Lactuca saligna, 450 nucleotides long. The record is from the annotation of a GenBank genome assembly. NCBI's taxonomy places the organism in Eukaryota, Viridiplantae, Streptophyta, Magnoliopsida, Asterales, Asteraceae.